CUGUGCUCAGGCAGUGUAGAAAAUCCACGUGUACUGAUCUGGAAAUCCUUGGAGAGCUGGCCAUGAAAGUUUUUGUGCGAGACAGGUGAUCUUUUACGUUUUGAUGUCGUUAAUUCCUUAUUUUGGGAGUUGGAAAUGACGGAGGACAGGGGACUCGAGGAGAACACGAAAGAUCUGUUGUUCGACGGCCCGACAGGAUCGACAAUCGCCAAAUUCAAAGUGCGCGUUGGAGAGCAGGUUUCUCGUGGCCAAGUGCUGUUUACUUAUCGAAUUCCUGGCAAAGAUGACGAAAAAAUAUCCAAAUCUGACGAAGGAAAAUUCAGAUGCCCAGAAUCUGCCUUGAUUGUCCAAAUCCCGACCGAAAACGCAGAUGUUCUCACGAGCAGAGCCGUCGUGAUGCGGAUAAAGCCUGGCUGUCCCCAUGAAAUACGCAUGAAAGAUUUGUGCGCUGCUUGCGGCGCCGACCUGCGGGUGGAAAGUGGAUCCGGGAACGGCAACCGGAAGUCGGAGUCAGCACCGGGGGUGACAAUGGUGCACAAUAUAUCGGAGCUGAAAGUGAGCAAGGAGAUCGCUCAGCGCAUUGGCGAGGACGACCUGGUGCACCUGAUCGGCAAGCGGCGCUUGGCCCUGCUGGUCGACCUGGACCAGACCAUCAUCCACACGACCAUUGCUCCCGUCAACAAUAACUUGAAGGACGUGCACCAUUUCCAGUUGUCCAAGGGCCACUUCAACAAUCCCUGGUACCACACCAAACUGCGCCCGGGCACCCUCGACUUCCUCGCCGACCUCCUCAAGUAUUACCAGCUGCACAUUUGCACCUUCGGCAACCGCAUGUACGCCCACAAAAUUGCCGAGAUCCUCGAUCCCAAACAGACAUUCUUCUCCCAUCGCAUCCUGUCCCGCGAUGAGAUCUCCGACCCCUGUCUCAAAACUGCCAAUAUCAAGGACCUGUUUCCGGUUGGCGACGACAUGGUCUGCAUUAUCGACGACCGCGAAGACGUGUGGAAUUACGCCGCCAAUCUCGUGCACGUGCGGCCCUACUCCUACUUCAAGAACACCGGCGACAUCAACGCGCCCUUCCCCAAGAACGCCGUCGCUAUCCAGCUGGAUGCUGCCGCCCCCGAGAAGGCAGAAGCGCCCUCGGAAGCCACGAAGCACCAGUACGAGAACCGCUUUGCCGACGGUGCCGCGGAGGAGACGCAGGAGGACGCCGACGACUACCUCCUCUAUCUGCGCACCAUUCUCAUCAACAUCCACGCCGAGUAUUACCGCCAGUAUGACGAACUGAAUCCGGCAUCCUCUGAGACGGCCAGCGGCGACACCAGCAACCGGAGACUGCCCAAAACCAAAGAAGUGAUACCGGUGCUGCGGAAGAAGGUCCUCCAGGGAUGCCGCUUGGUCUUCUCCGGAUUCUUCCCCAGCGACACUCCCUCGCCCGAGAGAGACAAGGCCGAAGCGUUGGUACGGUCCUUUGGCGCGGUGCCGCAGCCCAGCCUGCUGGACAAAGCCGCCGAGCCACAGAACUACACCACGCACCUCAUUGCCGCCAAGGAUGGCACGGAAAAGGUCCACAAAGCCCGCGAAAUGCACGUGCAUGUCGUCAACGCUGACUGGCUGGCCGAGUGCGUGCGACGCUGGGAGCGGGUUGACGAGAAACUGUUCCCCCUCAGUCAGGCCAGCAGCAGUAGCAGCGCCGGUCUGGUUCUGGCGGCCAAGGUGGACGCGCACCGCAACGGGCGCCCCCAGCGCAGCGACGCAGCCGUGAACGGAGGCAAGGCGGUGGGGAAGGAAGGCGAGAGGAAGAAGAGUGAGGAGGCGGCGGACGGCGCCAGUUAUUCUGCCGUACGGGAGCGCGAGGAAGCAGCGGGCCCGCGUCCCACGGCGGUGGAGCGGUCAGUCAGCUGUUUGUCGGGUCUGUCGGCCGACGACAUCCUCUGCAUGGAUCACGAGGUGGACGACGCCAUCGGUGAGGAGGACGACGAAGAGGAAUUCGCCUCUGAACACGCACCGUCCAAAUCCUCCGGGCUGCCGCACGAGAGCGCUUGGGCCGUGGGGCACCUGGAGAGCAGCUCCAGCUCGGAGGAGGCCGACGUGCUGCUGGAUGAAGAGGAGCGGGGCGCCAAACGGAAGCGGGACUCGUUGGAGCUGGAGUCGAGCGAGGACGAGGAGGCGCCGGAAGUGCGGCUGGCCAAGCAGCUGCGACAGGAGGACCUGAGUCUGACCAGCUCCAGUGCGGCUGGCGAUUCAGGCGAGGACGGGCCGCGCUUCAGCGACGACGACAACACGCUGGGCGAGAUGGCGCGCGAGCUGGAUGAGAGCCUGGAGGGCGGGGACUAAAGGCGAUGGCACCGGCAGGUUGAGUGUCUCGGGAGCGGCAUAAGAUGUCCCGUGCUGUAGAGUAUACAUGAACCGGCGAUUUUUGAGUAUUAGCUACGCUUACCAAUGCUCUGUUUUCUGCUGUCAGACGGAAAUUGACUGACAGACUUCACUGGUUGGCAGCAGUGCCAGUACAACUUGUCAGUCAGUGUUGUUAGUGUUGUCCCUUCUUUUGGAUUAGGCCAGAGCGAUGCCAGUAUUGGCGCUCCUGUACAAAGCACAACGUAUAAUGUACCUACAUUUUCUGUUAAUGUUUCCGUUUUGUUUCCCUAUGGGUCCUACUCUUGCUUAGUUUUACUGUAAAUAAAUACUGUACUUGUG
This is a messenger RNA of Paramacrobiotus metropolitanus, 2697 nucleotides long. Its product is annotated as RNA polymerase II subunit A C-terminal domain phosphatase-like. Gene Ontology annotation, cellular component: nucleus. The transcript has 7 exons. Lineage: Eukaryota; Metazoa; Tardigrada; Eutardigrada; Parachela; Macrobiotidae. Bases 136 to 2337 code for a protein of 733 amino acids. Gene Ontology annotation, molecular function: RNA polymerase II CTD heptapeptide repeat phosphatase activity. The record is from RefSeq and is a predicted model, not a curated record.